AUGCGCGCUAAAGCUGGUCUUGUUGUUGGGUGGAAGUUUGAUGUUGAUUGGGGAGAGAAUUUUAUCCGGCAGUUUGAGAGUUGGACAAUUAUGGCGGCGCCCGGAUCGCCGCAUCUGUUGAUGGUUAUCAAUGAUAUUAUGGAUGGAAUUCGUCAGAAGACGAAGGAGUAUCAGGUUCCGGUUUCGGGAUUGACUUUGGACAUGACGGGUGAUGUGAUUGACUUUACGGGGCCAGGACGUCUUGACUCGUGGGGUUUUGAAGAGCUUGGAAUUGGCUCACAAUGA
Messenger RNA from Penicillium egyptiacum, 285 nucleotides. The record is from the annotation of a GenBank genome assembly. Lineage: Eukaryota; Fungi; Ascomycota; Eurotiomycetes; Eurotiales; Aspergillaceae.